This is a messenger RNA of Onychomys torridus (southern grasshopper mouse), 486 nucleotides long. It is a transcript of the gene Ccdc200, whose product is annotated as coiled-coil domain containing 200. Bases 1 to 486 code for a protein of 161 amino acids. NCBI's taxonomy places the organism in Eukaryota, Metazoa, Chordata, Mammalia, Rodentia, Cricetidae. The record is from RefSeq and is a predicted model, not a curated record. The transcript has 4 exons.
AUGGGUAGUGCCUACCACUGGGAGGCUCGGCGUCGGCAGAUGGCUUUGGAGCGGAGGAAGGCACUGAUGGCACAGCAGGAGCAGGAGCAGGAAGAGAAGAAACAGGAGGAGAAGAAACAGCAUUCUGAGAAAAAAUCUCAGCCACAUCAGGAUUCUAAGAGGCCUCAGGAUUCAAAAGGGCCUCCUCCGCCACCUGCAAAGCAGCAGCUACAGGAGCGGGCAGACCCACAGCCACCACCUGGGCCAAAGCCACCGAAGGAGCAAGACCCUCCCCCACAGAGCACCUUCAAGGAUGACCUACAGAAGGGCACCCAAAGGCAAGGCCCCAGCCAGCCUCAGCCAGCGGGGGCCCAAAAAGAUGGACAGCAAUCCUGUAGAACACGUGGACCCCCAAUCCUUCCAGGUCCUGGUCCCGCGAGUGCAUGCCAGGCUAGCCCUUCUACAUAUUCCCGACUCACGUCGACUAAUUACAUCCAGCAGUGGUGA